Anopheles maculipalpis is the source of this 687-nucleotide messenger RNA. RefSeq lists its product as uncharacterized. Bases 1 to 687 code for a protein of 228 amino acids. The record is from RefSeq and is a predicted model, not a curated record. Lineage: Eukaryota; Metazoa; Arthropoda; Insecta; Diptera; Culicidae. The transcript has 4 exons.
AUGGCUGACUUAAAACGUCUGCGCAAAUCUGGCAUGUUUUAUCGCCAAGCUGCAGAGAAUGAAAUCAACACUGACGAUACGUUCAAUCAAAUUAUCGAUAAAAUGUCUAUAGUUGAUGGAAUUCGUUACUGGGCACUUUCCACCAACGCGCCGCAUAGCUCCAUAAACAUAAUUUUAAAGCUUUUUAAAAAAGCCAACGUCAAAGUCCCUUUAACCGCUAAAACUUUGCUGCGGACAAAUCGGAAUCCUUCGACGGAGAUAAAGCAGAUUGGUAGUGGCCAGUUCUGGUACAGAGGGUUUGAAAAGUGCUUGUUAAAUUAUUUUCGCUUCAAUAAAAUAACAAUUAAAAACUUAUCGUUAACGGUGUCAAUCGACGGGCUACCGCUAUACAACAGCAGCAACAUGCAGUUUUGGCCUAUUCUGUUUACUGUGUAUGAAUUAUCUGAAUCGCCAGUAAUGACAGCAGCAAUAUUCUGCGGACAAAAUAAGCCAGAAAGCGUGGAGGAAUAUCUGCGACCAAUGGUCGAAGAAUUGAAUUUUCUUACGACAAAAGGAAUUACAAUCAACGGAGAGUUUUUUACCGUAAAAAUAAGAUGCUUUGUUGCAGAUACUCCAGCCAGAGCAUUUAUUAAAGGUGUAACAGGCCAUACGGGAUAUGCAGGAUGCUUAAAAUGUACGGUAAUUUGA